AUGAGGACGAUAUUCGAGGAGGUGGACGACGAGAAGUACGGCAGGAUCACCUGGCAGAAGUUCCGGGACUACCUGCGGAGCGACAGGGCGCAGGCCUUUCUGGCCACACAGCAGCUCGACACCUCCGACGCCGCCCGCCUCUUCAGCCUCAUGGAGGUGGACGACGCGGGGGCCGUCAGCGUAGAGGAGUUCGCGCUCGGCUGCAUGCGGCUGCGUGGGCCCGCCAAGAGCUCCGACGUGGCCCUCCUGCUCCGGGAGGCCAAGGUCGGGCGGAAGAACGCGAAGAUGCUGUUCCGGCUGGGAGUUCGCUUGGACCGCCUCUGCAGGAUCCUCGACGUCCCCAGUCUCGACGACGGGGCGGGCGCCCCCCCCAGCGGGUCGCUCCUGUCUGCACGCUCGGCGACGGCACCGCACCCGGGCUAG
Molecule: messenger RNA, 423 nt
Organism: Prorocentrum cordatum
Lineage: Eukaryota; Dinophyceae; Prorocentrales; Prorocentraceae
Source: the annotation of a GenBank genome assembly